AUGGCGACGCAGUGGGUGUUGGGCAAAGUGUCCGAAGCACUCGCUCCGACCGUUUCGGGCACCGUGGCCACCGCCGGUGCUUUUGCAGGAGGUGCGGUGAACGCCGUGGGAAACAGCAUCAACGGAGUAGGUGAAGGGAUCAACAGGUCAAUCAGACAUUAUGGAGAUGGAGCAAAGGAUUAUGGCAAUGCCAUCAUGGACUGGACGGCAGCUGAUGGGGUCCGGGCGGUGACGGCAAACAAUCCCUUGGGGUUGAGUGCCGGUAAGACGGGUGGUAGGCGAACGGUGACACAUCCCACCAUGUACACACCUCCCAAGCCAUCGCCGUCGAGGACGUUGAUGACGACAAGCAAGUCCGUCCAACCUCAGAAGAGGAUCGAGGCCGGUACUCCCAGAAAGGCUCUUCCUGCCCCCGGUCCAAAGCCAGUUGGCGCAAAGAAGGCUGCCACCACCAACGGUGCCGGGCCGGUGAAGAAGGCCGGUGUCUCUGCGCCGCCACCGUCGACCAACAAAACGUCGACAGCACCGAACCCAGGUGCGUUGAGGAAGAAGCCUGGUGAGAAUACCACGUCGAACCCGACAGCGAAGAAGACCAAUAAUGGAGCAGCCAGGAAGCCUGUGUCGGUGCAGAAGUCGACUCCUGUCAAGCCCAGUCCUGCGAAGAAGAGUAAUGCACCAAGUACCAAUUACGUGGCUGCUGCCAAUCCUUUGGGGUUGAAGUUUUGA
Molecule: messenger RNA, 726 nt
Organism: Exophiala oligosperma
Lineage: Eukaryota; Fungi; Ascomycota; Eurotiomycetes; Chaetothyriales; Herpotrichiellaceae
Exons: 1
Coding region: 1-726 (241 amino acids)
Source: RefSeq, a predicted model, not a curated record